Messenger RNA from Salmo salar (Atlantic salmon), 1270 nucleotides. Lineage: Eukaryota; Metazoa; Chordata; Actinopteri; Salmoniformes; Salmonidae. The record is from RefSeq and is a predicted model, not a curated record.
UUCUGCUACACUGCUCUUCUCUCCUCCGUUAAUUACGACUCUAAACAAUAAGACCGACAAGAUGCGCACUAUGAUGUUGAUGACGGUUGGUCUGCUGGCGUUGAUGUUUGGACACCUGGAUGGACGCGCUCAUGGCCGGAAACGACGCGACAGACCAAACUGUCUCCAACGGACGGUCUCUCCCAGACUGAUCAAGGAAUUACUCAACAAAACAGAAACUCUCACAAACUCUUUACCAACGUUCCCCAGAAAAAUAUAUGAAAGACUUCUGCCCAAAAUCUGUACAACGUGUGCUAAGAAACAACUUGGCAUCUGGGAAAUCAACAAGAUAUUGGAUGUCUAUGGCAAUGUGUUCAACCAGAAAUCUUUGGAAGGUCUGUACCCCAAACACUUUGAGGAUCUUCUGGCAAGGCUGGAAAAAGAUGUGCAAUCUUGUCUGGUGGAGUGCCCAACUAGACCAAAAUGGACCAAGACAACCAUCAGGAAGAUGGAGAACACUUUUAAGAAGCUGGACACCAACAGGACUUACAAGGCCAUCGGAGAGUUCAAGACCGUCCUCCUGUGGAUCAGUGACAUGAGAGAGAGAAAGGAAAGGUCAAUGGAUAAAUGCCAGUAGUCAUCCAUCCAUCCAUCCAUCCAUCCAUCCAUCCAUCCAUCCAUCCAUCCACACUGUCAAACUGGAGAAGUGGACUGUCACUGACACACACAGAGGAGACCUUCCAGUCACUCCUGAAGAAUGAAUGCCUCUGAUAUCAUAUCAACCACAGCUUCCAUCCACCCCUGGCCUGGACAGUCUUCUAUCUAAUCUACACGAUCACCUGGAGCAAUGGACUGUACACACACACACACACACACACACACACACACACCACUCCACCCAUUCACCACUGGCCUGUGUACCAGCCACUCCAGCCUCCAAGUAAUCUGAUGCACCAGACUCUACCUCCCACGGCACAAAAGCCUGGGGACUAGGUUUGCAUCCAACGGACUCCAACUGACAUCAUUGGCCUAAAUAAUCAGCACAUUUCCAUUUUCCAGGAGCUCAACUUGUAAGUGAAUGUUUUUGGAGCACUGUCCCAUGACUCCACCAUAACAGUGAGUCAUCACAGGAUGCUGCUCAGUGUCCAGUUGUACAACACUGUAGAGUACAACAAACGGUCCUUCUAUUUUCUAUGGUGGUUCCAUCAUUGGUUUAAAGGUGGCUGUGACGGUCUCCUGGCUCUCUGACCACCUGACUGAUUGACCUGUAAUGCUGAGAACAUUCCUGCAG